UAAACCCACCAGUCUGAGAAGACAAAGACCCCAUCACACUCUCUUACACUCUCUCAAACACGUUCACACGCUCUUUGACAACAUGGCUGCCACAUCUCUCCUGCUCCUGCUCAUCACUCUCCUGCCUGCUCCAGGGCUCACAGCCUACCAGGACUCUGGCAUAGUGAAUGGAGCAGAAGCCACACGCCACUCCAAACCCUACAUGGUCUCUGUACAAGCAAAGAAGUCACACAUCUGUGGAGGGUUCCUCGUGUCUGAGAGCUUUGUCAUGACAGCCGCCCACUGCUACAAAUGGGCUGUGAAUCUGACGAUUGUGGUUGGUGCUCAUGACAUCACAAGACAGGAAAGUUCUUCUUACAGGGUUGAUGUGAAAUAUUACCACAUACAUCCUGGUUACAAUGCUAAGAAAUUGGAGAACGACAUCAUGCUGUUGCAGGUACAUGACAGAGGAAGUAUGCACAAUCUUGUCAAAACGACCCCGAAGAGCAAAGCUGUGCAGCAGAUCCCUCUCCCUAAGAAAGACCAGGACAUCAAGGCCAAAUCCUUCUGUACUGUGGCAGGGUGGGGUGCCACAGAAACAGGGGGCACUGCAAACCCACGCCUUCUGGAGGUGAAUGUCACCGUUGUAGACAGACGUUCCUGCCAGAGAUCUUGGGGGAACUCUGCCACCAUAACUCCGUCCCUGAUAUGUGCCGGUGGUACCGCUGCUGAUUAUAAGGGUGUUUGCCAGGGAGAUUCAGGAGGUCCUCUGGUGUGUAAGGGGACAGCAGUAGGUGUUGUGUCAUUCAACCAGCAAGGAAACUGCAAUGAGCCACAGAAGCCCAACGUCUACACCAAAAUAUCCAAGUAUCUUUCCUGGAUCAAGUCUAUCACUAAGUAUUAAGGAAUGAGACAUUAACUGAGUGACAAUUAUAUAUCAUUGUAUCAAAUAAUAAAGGAUGUCCGUUCUUCAAUGAGCUCUGUACCGUGUGUGUGUGUGUGUGCUCGAGUAGGAUUAGUGUAUAUUCACGCACGUGUAUGUUUGUAUUUUAGUUGAUUUUCAGUAACAGCCUCAAGUCAUUUGCAUUUGGAUUACUGUUAUUACUGUUAGUGCAUUUUAUUGAUUUGUGUUUUUAUUUUAUUCAAUGUGUGUACUUGUUUGACAUUUUAUUGCAUUGUUAGGAGCUAGUAACAAGCAUUUUAACAUAUGCUAAACUGCGUACAUAACCAAUAAAUGUUUGAUUUGAGUAUA
Messenger RNA from Oncorhynchus masou masou (cherry salmon), 1231 nucleotides. RefSeq names its product mast cell protease 1A-like. The transcript has 5 exons. Gene Ontology annotation, molecular function: serine-type endopeptidase activity. Lineage: Eukaryota; Metazoa; Chordata; Actinopteri; Salmoniformes; Salmonidae. The record is from RefSeq and is a predicted model, not a curated record. Gene Ontology annotation, biological process: proteolysis. The coding region runs from base 83 to 883 and encodes 266 amino acids.